Molecule: messenger RNA, 1001 nt
Organism: Nicotiana attenuata
Lineage: Eukaryota; Viridiplantae; Streptophyta; Magnoliopsida; Solanales; Solanaceae
Exons: 6
Coding region: 247-621 (124 amino acids)
Source: RefSeq, a predicted model, not a curated record
CAUCUAGAAUUUUCUACAACUCAGUCCUCCAACUAGCUUUCUUUCACCAUUUAAUUUGUUCAUCAUCUACGGAUCUGUCGUUGCUGGCGAAUUCUAGUAGCAAUCUACUACCAUUACUCCAUUAGCGUUGACCUUUCUCUCUCGUUUUUCCUUGUCCUUCGUAUCCUCUCUUAGGGAUCUCUUGUUGCCUUUGAUUUGCUUGGUCCUAUCCUUUUCUAAUUCUUGCUUUGGCACAACAGUAUCCCAAUGGUUAACAUCUUCUUACCCAUAGUUGAAGCCAAAGGAAAUGAUAUAGAAGCUCGAAUUCGGUUCAAUGUGCUGGAAUUGAUGAGGGAUUGUGCUCUUCACAUAGGUUUUCAAUGUUCUGUUUCAAGAACCCCAAAUGCUAAGGAUGUAAAAAAAAAGAUUUUUUUACUAAAGAGCUACUUGCAGAGGAUGAAAGAAAAGCUGCAGAAGUUUCAAUUCUUAUGUCCUGGUGGCACUAAAGAGGCGACCAAUGAUGGAAACGCGUAUCUGGUCUAUAUGAACAAAAAAUCUCAGAUUGUGACCAAGUUGAAGAGUACACAUGUCGAUGGAGCUUUUUCUAAAAAUAAUAAAGGUUGUGAAGGAAAUUCAGAUUGACCUUGGAGAGAAAUUGCUGCACUUCAAGGGACUUCAAGUCUGAAGAAUGAAUAGAAUUUUCUGGGAAGCAAAUGUUAUUUUUGCUUGAUUUCGUGUGAUAAAAUUUCUUGUUUUAAACUCUAUGCAAACACGUUCCAUUUAGUUUGCUUUAUGUUUUGUGGAUCAUCACUAAUUGAAGAUCUUCUUUGUUAAAUAGGUUUUGCAUCAGAGAUGGAUCUUCAUUCUAAAAAAGGGUCGAAAAAAUGAGGAAUACAUGGGUCAAAGCGAAAUAGAUGUGCAAGCACGCAAAUAUUCAUCAAUAAUUCAUUAAUAUAUGUACAUCCAAAGGGACCUUAAUUUUUUGUAGUUGUUUAGUGAUUGAAUAUUGGACAUUUGAGAGU